UGAUAACUUCUUCAAAGAUUUUGAAAAUGAGAAUGGAAUCGAAGCCCUCUUUGACUGAUUUAAAAAUCUCAAAUAUUGCCUUAUAAAAGCUGGGGAAUAUGUCAUCCGCCAGGGAGAUUAUGGUGACACAUAUUACAUGAUCUUGAAAGGAAAGACUUCAGUGCAUAUAAAUAUGUUGAAGAGCUAUGAAUGGGUCUGUAACCCUGAAGAUACCACUCCUACGAAGGUACUUCGGCAAGACCUCAAGGAUUUCUCAACCGCCUUCUAUGAUUUUAUUGACAAUUACGAGCAUAUUGCUGAGGGAAAGGAGAAACAAAAGUUCAUGCAUGAAAUCAGACAUUACUUUCCGGGAAUAAUUAAGCUUCAAACGGCAGAGAAGAGUGGAAAGGAAUAUUACAUUGACAGUACUAUCUUCCCAGAGCACGAAAAAUCAUUCAAGAAGGACUUGAGAGCAAAAAGUUUUACAAGAUGCAUGAUUUCAUGAGAGCCAAGAUCAUCCAAACCAAUCAAGAGGAAGAUCAAGCUCAUGGUAUCUACUAAAGUAGCAGAGAUUGAUUCAGGCGGAUCUUUUGGAGAGCUUGCUUUGCUACAUAACAAGCCAAGGGCUGCCUCUAUUAUUACAAUGGAAGAUAGCCACUUUGCCACAAUGAACAGAGACUUUUACAAAGUCUUAAUGAUCCUGAAGCGAAGAGAGAAUGAUCUGGCUGUGCAAUUUUUAGAGAAAUUCAGAUACAUAAAGCCGUUGACCUACCAAACAAAGGUGAAACUCUCCUAUUUCUGUAAGGAAAUUGACUGUGUCAUUGGCCAAGAUAUAUUCAAGGAAGGAGAUCCAGCUACCAAGAUUUAUUUCAUAAAAAGUGGAGAAUUCGAAAUCCAGAAGAAUAUGUAUAUUUGAAAAGAUUCUAACAAAAGUGGCCAAGUUCUAAAAUUUUCACAGAUCUGGUCUAAAGCUCUUACGAAAAAGCAAAGCUCAAAUCUACUUGAAAUGAUCAAUGAAAGAACCCAAAUUUGCUUCACUGAAGAUCCUGAGCAAAUGGAAAAUCUCAAAUUUAAAGCCAAAGAUGCCACAUGACACAAGAUCAGGGUCGCAUUAAGAGGUGGAGGGGAGCAAUUUGGAAUUGCUGGCUGCUAUUAUCAAUGCCCAUAUAGGACCUAUAGCGUCAAAUGAGUUUCCCCAGCAGGAGUUAUUUAUGCGAUUGAUGCUAACGUUCUUAUUCAAAAAGUUAAGGAAUCAAAUAAAGCACUGAAAGAGAUCAUAAUGUCUAAUAUUAAUCUUGUUGAAAGAUCCAUUCAAAAUUUUGCUAAAGUAAAGAAGGCAGAGAUUCCAGAACAGUAUUUCAAAAACAAGCUUGCUGAUCAAGAAGGCAGUUCGAUGUAUGAUUCGACAGAUAUGAUCCCACAAAUGCCACAAAAUUUGAAACAGAUUUCUACAUUCGUUGAAGAUAAUUCAUCCAGAAAUGUGAUUCCCAGCAAAAACCAAAACUCAGGCUCUUUGACAAAACUCAAGAGUUUGAGCCCUAACCUGCCCAAAGUUGCUGAGUACUCCGAAGCCAGAUCCCAAGUUUCAGAAGAAUCUGAGAGACGCAUUCACACCAUGGAUUCAAAAGAUGCUUCAGAUACUAGCACAAAGUCUAUUCCUAGAAUAAGGCAUUCCAAUAUUGAGAUGAGCGAGAAUGAACUAAAUUUCUUGAUCCAUAACUACCGCAGCAGCAACAAACGAAAGGACUCUAUUUCAAGGUUACAUAAAAAUGUCAAGCAUAUGAAGAACAACUUAGGAUUUUUGAACCUUUCUCCCCUGAGUAAACGGAAGUCCAAGUUCUCUAAUAAAAUUACAACUUGAAGGUCAGAUAACCCCUUCUUAAUAGACUUUGAGUCAAAGCAGGAGACUAGCUUGGUCUCAGAGAGUAUCACCUCUGAAGGGUCUUAUAUAAUCAAGAUCAAUCAGAACGAAGAGGAAAUUCCUAGAAGGAUCAGUUCCGUUCCCAAGAACAUUAGCAAACUAAAGCAUACCACAGAUAUUCCUGAAGGUGUCAGCAAGAGUCCGAGCCAAAGUAAUGAAUCUCACAGCAAAUUUGGGUCUAAAGCUGACCAAAAGAGCAUCAAGAUGGAUGAGAAAUCUGACAAAGACUUCAAACCAGACACUAUCCUUGAGAAGGACAACAGCAAUUUCUCUGAAUCAGAGAUGGAGAAGCCUUUGUCUUUUGAUCCUCAUGAGAACACCAUUAGAGACUCUGUCGAUAUCCCUGAAGAACUCAGGGAUAUCGUUCCCAUUGAGUCCAUGAUGGUGACCUCUUUCAGUAAAAUCAAUGAUCUGCUGGAGGAUUCCAAGGAUGAGCGGGAGAAAUGGAGAACUAUUGCUCAGCCUAUUCUCAUCAAGAAGACAACUGUCCAUUCUAAUUUCAGAUCAUCUGGAUCGAUCAAAAAUUUUUACAAGGCUCCAAAAAUGAAGACAGAGAUAAAGCAGUGUUUGAGAGGAAGCAAAAUUUUAUUGCAGGCUUCUAUUGGCAACCGCUCAAGGAGUCCUCUGUUCAGGAACAUGGGUGGAACUCAAAGGCUAUUCUCACCCUUGCAAUCUGCCAGCAGUAAAUUAAUUGUACGGAAAAGGGUAAAGAUAAAGAGCCCGGUCCCAAAGUUUUCAAGGAAGAUCUCUCCAGUCAGAAACCCGAAGAAACAAAUUCAUUUAGGAAGCCUUAAUGAUGACCUACCAGCACCUCCAAUUAAAAAUCUUCAAAAAGUGAAAUACGAUAGUGUCAGGACACUUCCUAAGGGUUGUCUACAAAGUUCGAAGGUUCCAUUCAAGGAUUGGACCUCCAAUGGUGAUGCCAGCGAUAGUAUCAGUCAAGACUCUAAUAGGGUAAUCAAGGUAUCCAAGAAAAUACUCGAAAAUGCAGAGUCUAAGUUUAAAAAUCCUACUAGGGAAUAUUAUAAAAUAUCACCAGAGCGAGAGUUUAAACCUAUCAGAAAUCAAACCAAGCCUGUCAAAUAAAUUACCAAAAAUCUUGAUGCCUCGACCAUUAAUUUCCUCUCCAAAAUUACCCAGAUCUCCUAAGUCGCCAAAGUCUCCUAAAUCUCCAAGAUUGCUUUUCCCAAAUUACAACCAAGAAGAAAACUUAAGAUUUAGCCUCUUCCAUCAGACUCAAAAUUCUAAACCCCCAAUUUCGCAACAGUUUCCAACAUCAAACUCUCAUAAUUUCCUCAAAAGCAGUAUCUCCAGUCGACUCAAGUCAAAUCACCAGAAAUUCGUCUGAUUCUCCACCUCCACUAAGCCAAGGCUACCUCCUUCGCCUUCAUCUCCUUCUCUAAAAACGAGGUUGCCUCUCUUCAAAUCUAAGCCUCAGGCUAAGCCCAAGGAUAAGCCUGAGGAGCUGGAUAAGAAUCUUGGCAAUGGCAUAAAUAUGAUAACACAUGAAGCAGACAGACAGAAGUGAGCCAGAUUCUUCAUGAGCGACCAGUCAUAGUCUAUAUGCUCUAAAUAAACUUUUAGGGAUGAGAAAUGUGCUAUAAGGGGCAGAGAUCACCAAACCUGCUGCUUAUUUUCCUCAUAGAAUGGCUUAUAUUCCAUCUUAAUAUUACUCCUU
Molecule: messenger RNA, 3578 nt
Organism: Moneuplotes crassus
Lineage: Eukaryota; Ciliophora; Spirotrichea; Euplotida; Euplotidae
Source: the annotation of a GenBank genome assembly